Molecule: messenger RNA, 1136 nt
Organism: Topomyia yanbarensis
Lineage: Eukaryota; Metazoa; Arthropoda; Insecta; Diptera; Culicidae
Exons: 3
Coding region: 733-1056 (107 amino acids)
Source: RefSeq, a predicted model, not a curated record
AACAAAGAGAGAGAGAGAGAGAGAGAGAGAGAGAGAGAGAGAGAAAGAGAGAGAGUGGAUCAUAUAACCUCUUCCUUUGCACUGGAUCUCUCAAACUUUUAGGAUUUUCAAUUGACGGCACCGGUGGAGUUCUUUGCACUGAAAUUGCACUUUUCUUGCAGAAGUGCUGUCAAAACACCGACACCAUGUUCCAUUGAUUUGCACUGCAAUAAAAAGUGCAAUUUUAGUGCAAUUUCGGGGAAGAGAUUUGGCACCGAAAAUUUUGUCGGUGCGAGCCAGUGCACUCACUAACACCAACAGCUCAAACGUCAAAAUAAUAUCAUAAUAAUGGCAUCUCAAAAAAUUGCCAUCAGAAACAGAUGUAAACUAGAAAAUAAAUAAUGUUAUUGAAUAAUUAUUGUGUAAAUGAUUAGCUUUAAAUAAUUAUUACGAGAAAAUACUGGUGGAUCGAAUAAACUCAACAGUUUGCCGUUAGCAUUUCCCGUAUCAGAUGUCGAUUGAGUUUCGGGAAAAGCAUUCCUUCAUAAGGAGCGGCUUGUCUCUUCUGGCGAAGUACAUAGACACGAAGUGUGCGGUGUGGCAUUUCCUGGAAGCCAGAGCCUAUGGAUCAGUAUCAGUACUCACACAUCGGUUCGCGGUUGUAUUGUUUCACCGUUUCCAGCAAAGAUUAUUCUUUCAAAAGUGUCCUGACCGCGAACAUUCGCAUUCAUACAGGUUUCUAUCGGUACAAAUAUGAUAACACAUGCUACAGAGCCACCGCACAGAUUGUUCGGCCUCCUACUUACAGAAAGAAGUGCAGAACAACCGGAAUUAACGGAGCAACUUGAAGGUAGAAUCUGCACUGUGUUCAUGCAGGUUUGUGGUAGAAGCUCCCAUCCUAACCAGCAAUUUCACAUAAUCACCACAAAGGUCUAUAAGCUUAACUACAAACCCGCAAUGCUCGUUUGCCGCUUGCAACUGUCCUACGAUGAGAAAAAUCUAGCGGGAACACGGAACAAUGAGCAGAGCCACCAGAAACUACCCAACCUACUGCGGGCAAUCGAUUCUGAACGUUAAUCUACUAUUAAUUUAACGUUAACACUGUAAAAACAUGUAUUUAAUGAAGAUAUAUAAACCAUACAUUGUUCAACAUAUAA